AUGUCAUCUACUAAUAAAAACAUCGAUCAGUUAACCAAUGAGGCCAAACCCUCAACAGAAAAUCAAUUAAUGCCAAAAUGGCAAGAUAUUGCUAAAGCUAUCAAAGAGAUAGUUAUAGUAGCAGAUUAUUGCGGAAAACCUAGAGAUGGAAAAUUAAUGAAAGCUUAUAAAAAGCAAUAUAGGAAUUUGUUUAAUGCCGAAGAGCCAGAUGAAUAUAUAGUAGAAUACGCAAAAAAUAGAUUCCCAAAUAAAGAAAAAUAUAUGGAAAUGAAGAAGCAAUACAAACAAUGGUAUAGAUUCGAACCUAGACUAUUAAAAGCUAUUGAAGAUCUUAAUUGUUUAUAUUACAAGUUAGCAAAACCAGAUUUAACUAAAAUUCGAAGUGAAAUUGGUAACUUCCUUGAUAAUAAUGAAAUUGAUAAUAUAGAUAAAUUUCUAUCAGAAAAUUAA
Molecule: messenger RNA, 450 nt
Organism: Dentiscutata heterogama
Lineage: Eukaryota; Fungi; Glomeromycota; Glomeromycetes; Diversisporales; Gigasporaceae
Source: the annotation of a GenBank genome assembly